UAACUUCAUUUCAUAAAUAAUAUAAUAGUUAAAAUGUCAAGCAAGAAAGAUCUUAGAAAAGCCGAAAAUAAAUCGCAUGUCUUUGAAGAGCUCGAGAAAAUGGUUAAAGCGCAAACGGAAUCGAAGAUGAGACUUGCGGCCAAACUAAGUUCGAGACUUACUUCCUCGACUAUGUUUGAUGAAGAUGUUAUCCGAAGAGAGAAACGAAGACGAUUGGAAACAAAGAAGGAAAUCACAAAGAUGAGAGCUGAACUGCCCGAGUAUGAUCUUAAUGAUAUAAGAUUCUUUAAGCUUCCAUACCAUGAAGCAUUAAUGUUAAUGCUUGAAGAAAAUGGGUGUGAUGCUUCUUUAGGAUAUCUCGAGCAGCUUUUCGAACACGACGAGCGGCUACACAAAGAAGCUGGUCCUCAAAGUUUCAUAUGGAAUUGCCCUUAUUUAAAACAUAGUGACAACGAACUGAAGAAGUUAAGUGAUGCUUUAGUAGAAGCCGAGAAAGAAAACAAAAGUGGAAACCAUCGCAAAGAAUCAGAAAUUCUGUUGAAGGUAGCCAUCGAUUUUGCUUUUAACUAUAAUACCUGGUACUGGUUGGCCGAAGAAUUAAUUAUUCAAUGUAUAAGUAUUUCCCGAAAGUCUGGAGUAACUGGAAGACAUGAGGCUACUUCAAGAUUUAUUUAUGCCAAAUUAUUGAUUGAUAGAGCUAAAGAAUAUGAUAGUGCAGAAAGGGAACUUAACAUAGUCCGAGAUCUAUCAAAAGGAAAAAGCUGGAACGUCAAGGGGUUUAACAUAAGACAGAGCGGCUCUGAUAAAUCUGAUACGCUCUAUAUGAAUGCCAACUAUUUGCUUCAUCUUUGCUACAUAAGAACUGCUCGAAGCUAUCAAAAAACUGAUUUACUGAAAGCCCUUGAAUUUGCAACGCUUGCAAAAAAACGAGCAGGUCAAGCAUGUUACUAUAAUGGCGAAACAAUGGCCUUAUUUAUAAAAGGCCAGUGUGAAUUAAACCUGGGAAAUACCAAAGAGGCUUGCAAUACUUUUAAUAAAGCUUAUUACAUCCAGUCCAAGUUAAAUUCAGAAAAGGGCAUAUGUGAAACCAGAGUGGAACUAUCUAAAGCAUACUUAAUGCAUGGAAAUACUCGGUUAGCUUUAAAAACUCUUAUGGAUUUAAAAACUAUGGCUGAAGAACAUGGGUUGCAAUAUUAUUUGGCGCAAGCUUAUCGUUAUUUGGGGGAAUAUUAUCUUACGUGUGGAGAACCGCAUAAGGCUACGCCAUUGUUAUCAGAUGCUUUAGAAAUUUUUCACUCUAUUGGAAAUAUGGCGGAAGCUGACCAAGUUAGAAAUUUGGGAGCGUUAUCUUCAGGGCUGGAACUUAUGUUUCUUUAUAUACCUUUGGUGCAAAGAACCGAUAAACGUUGCUCCGACUAUUUUAAUAAUCUGAUGAUGCUGGUAAAAUGGAAGGAUACUAGAGAACCAUUUUGGAUGGACCUAUGUAACAAUAAUGCAAAAAAAGCAGGUCUUCUUUCGGAAAUCGAAUGGGAUGAAUACUGUAAUCAAAGGAUUUCUCUGGUAGGAACUUCAACUCAAAAUAACGCAGUGGGUGAAUUGGUUAAACCUGACGUUAAUUCUGAGCUUUUUAGUAUCAUUGAAAUUAAGGCAUCAUCAUUUAAAAAACCAUCAUUGGUAGAACCUGGGGUUGAGGAAAGUGAAGAAUUGAUACCCAACGAAGUUUAUGAUGCUGCAGAAACGGAAACAAAAACAAUAUCUUAUUGUGACUUUUAGAAAAAAGCCAAAAAUUCCAAAGGGCUUUGUUAAAUAAAAGCUAUUUCAAUUAUGGCAUUAUUGGAAUACAUUUUUUUUUUAA
Anthonomus grandis grandis is the source of this 1855-nucleotide messenger RNA. RefSeq lists its product as uncharacterized. Gene Ontology annotation, molecular function: protein binding. Bases 34 to 1773 code for a protein of 579 amino acids. Lineage: Eukaryota; Metazoa; Arthropoda; Insecta; Coleoptera; Curculionidae. The record is from RefSeq and is a predicted model, not a curated record. The transcript is spliced from 9 exons.